UACGGAAACAGUUUAGAUUGGAUACGUAUUCUUACGUGCGCAACGUGACGUUUUUCGGAGUGUUUAUUUCUGUUUAUUUAUGGUUGCUUUUUUUAAUUGUGUUGGGUGAAGUUGGUGGUUUGUUUUGAUUCGCUUGAUGUGUAUUUUUGACGGAGGUGAAAAUUAAACGAGGGACAAUUUAAAGGAUAGAAUGGGCGCGCGGCAGUCGAAGCGGUCGGUCGAUAUAACAACGACGCCCAAAAAGGGCGACGAGUCCGCCGCAGCGGCGGCAGUCACGGAGGGCGAGGGCAAAUUGGAAAAAAUUGCGGAAGGCGAUGUGAUCACCACCAACGGCACCCUACACAACGAAAUCGAAUAUGCGGAUAAAGAUGAAAGUUCGAAGGAUGAAAUCGAGGAGCCGGAAAAAACGUCACUGGAAAAAGCAAACGAAUCGAAAGAAAACAGCACCGCCAUUUCAGUUGAAAUAAAGGAAAACGGUGUGCCGGAAAACGAGCCCGCCAAUACGGAAGAGAACGACACCGAGGAGACGAAAGAAAAGGAGGUGAAAACGCCGGAAACCGAACAGAAGAUUGCCGAGGAAAUACCUGAGAGUAAAAAGAAAAAAGAGAAGAAGAAAAAAUGGUCGUUUAGGUCUAUUUCGUUUUCGAAAAAGGACAAGUCGAAACCCACAAAAGACGAGAAAAACGGCGAGGUCAAAGAAAUUACCGAGGAGAACGCUGAGGAAAAGGCCGCCACGCCAUCCGAGCCCGCGAAAGCCGAAGAGGACGCGAAACCCGCCGACAUACCCGCCAUCCCGGAGGAAUCUGCCGAUGUCAAAUCGGAAGUCAAACCUGCACAAUCCGAAGCGGCAGCCGUGGGAGUCCCGAAGGAAUCGGAAGCCAUGGAGGAACCCCAGGCGGUCGCACAAUCCGAACCCGAAGGAAUCCCAGAGUCCGCCAAAGAGGUGCGUACCGAAGAAGCGCCCCCUCCAUUGCCUGCCUCCAAUCCUCCAUCCCCGGUGACGGUCUUCGCUGAGUCCACCAAAGCCGAAACCGCUCUAUCCGCGGGCCAAGUGCCUCAGGAGCCCGCGGUAGAAAACAUCGCGCCACCCCCCGAAAUACCCUCCGAAGAGGUUAAACUGAUUUCGGGGGUCGUUGAAACUCCCGUGCCCGAACCCCCACCCGUUAAGACUGACGAAGAACGGAGCACUCCGCCGCCGGCUCCCUCGGCCGUCUCGGAAGUUUCCGCUCCACCCGUAGAUUCCCCACUUCCUGCGGCAGAUUCGGAGAGCCCUCCUGCUGAACACCAGCCGGAAGUCGUUUCCGUAACGGGGGAUACCUCUCAAGACCAAGACACUAGCGAAAACCUCGCGGAAGUAUCCCCCCCUACGCCCCCCGUCACCGAUCCGAAGGAAGAAAGUGCGUCUGAAGUCGUUAUUCCUCCCGUCGAAAAGGAAGAUAUUUCCGAAACUCCAGCACCGGAGGCGGUAACUUCUACCCCUCCGGCCGAGUUAAAAGAAGACACGUCCGAAGCGGUAGCGCCUGCCGAUUCCCUGCAGGAUAUUUCGACGGAAUCCCUUCCGAGUCUCCCGGAACCGGUGUCGGAAAGUUUACCGGAACCGAUGUCUCUUCCGCCCGUCGAUUCCGUUCCCGAACCUAUCGCCCCGUUAGACUCCGAUCCCGACGUUGUCCCCCUGACGAACGGAAACGCCAACGGGCUUCCAUCGCAGGCAUCGUCACCCGCAGAUGAACACGUGACCGCCGAACUGUCACCAGGACCGACGAAACAGAUUGUGUCAGAAACGGUAAAGGAAUCCGAGAUUAGCCCAGAGUCCGGGGAUAAACCUAGCGAAAUUACCAAGGAUGCAGUCGCAGUCGAAGAAUAAUAAUGAUUAGCCAGGCGCCACGCACAUUUUUGUAUGGAUUUUGCUUUUGAUAAACGAAUGACCACUUUCGGUCGGCAAUAUCGAAUACUGAUUUUCGACCAAAAAUGAAUAAACAAAAAAUCAUGGAAACUGCCAUAUUAAAAUUUAGAAAUUUAGAGGAGAAUUUAGAUUAUACAUAUACAUACAAUCGUCCAAUGUGCGCAAAACAAAACAAGUUUUUAAUACUCCCUUUUAUAAAUGUUUUAUAUUUAACCAUUUAGCGAUGAUGAUGAGUUUCGGGAGGGGGUAGAUUUUUUUAAAAUAUACAGCUGUAUUAUAACUCAUUAUCAUAGAAUUUAGACCCUAGCUCUAGGAUUAGUAAUAAUAAAUUUUAGAUCGAGCUUUUAAUUAUUAUUAUUACUUUUAUUUUACUUGUAAUUACGUUUUUUAUUUUCAUAUUUUUUUGUUCGUCGCUUCAGUUCUUCAUAAGUUAGCGGUUAAGAAUGUCGGAAUUGUGUCUAGAUGUACACGGCUGCUUGAAAAGCAUGUAAAGUGUGGUUUCGAUAUCGAUAUCUUCUAAAUUGGCGGCCAGACAAAAACUGACCAAAAUAUAAUUUUAGGUGUGUCAGUCUUUUGUUCGUCGGUAAUGACCCGAUUGCUUUCCAGAUUUCUAUGGCCUAUUGGAUUAUACUCUGUGUACAGUUGAAAUUUCAGUUUUGUACAAACCGGCCAAAUUUUAGGCGUUCCGCCUUUUGCUAAGACUCAAAAAUCUACACAGCUGUUUGAUAUUUCGUCAUUUGGUGUACUCGACCGACUUAUCAUAAUGGCUGUGCUCUACUAAGUACAUAAAAUAAUUUCGUGUUUGUGUGAAUGUGUUAUAAAUAUAUAUAUUAAAUAUAGGGUGUUUCCUAAA
This is a messenger RNA of Cylas formicarius (sweet potato weevil), 2756 nucleotides long. RefSeq names its product A-kinase anchor protein 200 (gene Akap200). Bases 191 to 1864 code for a protein of 557 amino acids. The record is from RefSeq and is a predicted model, not a curated record. NCBI's taxonomy places the organism in Eukaryota, Metazoa, Arthropoda, Insecta, Coleoptera, Brentidae. The transcript is spliced from 6 exons.